GGCCCGGCCCCCGGGGCGCACCUGACUCACCUGGGCCGGCGGGAGGCGGCGGCGCGGUGGAGCGCGGAACCGGGCGGCGGCCGAGGGGCGGCAUGGCGCGGGACGGCGGCUCCCCGUGGGCCAUGGGGCUGCUGAAAACCUUCGAGGAGAGCGAGUUCGGCAGCUGGGAGAAGAUCGGUUCGGGGGGCUUCGGGCAGGUGUAUAAGGUGCGCCACCUCCACUGGAAGACCUGGCUCGCCAUCAAGUGCUCGCCCAGCCUGCACGUGGACGAGAAGGAGCGUAUGGAGUUAUUGGAAGAAGCUAGGAAGAUGGAAAUGGCAAAAUUUCGUUAUAUCCUUCCUGUUUAUGGUAUCUGCAAAGAGCCGGUUGGCUUGGUGAUGGAAUACAUGGAGACAGGAUCUCUGGAAAAGCUCCUGGCUUCUGAACCUCUGCCAUGGGAAUUGCGCUUCCGAAUCAUCCAUGAGACAGCUGUGGGCAUGAACUUCCUGCACUGCAUGUCCCCUCCACUGCUUCACCUGGACCUCAAGCCUGCCAACAUCCUGCUUGAUGCCCACUACCAUGUCAAGAUUUCUGACUUUGGACUUGCGAAGUGCAAUGGCUUGUCACAUUCCCAUGACCUCAGUAUGGACGGCUUGUGUGGCACAAUUGCAUACCUUCCUCCAGAGCGCAUCAAGGAGAAGAACAGGUGUUUUGACACCAAACAUGAUGUGUACAGCUUUUCCAUUGUGAUUUGGGGAGUUCUUACACAGAAGAAGCCUUUUGCAGAGGAAAACAAUAUUUUACAUAUCAUGGUAAAAGUAGUUAAAGGCCACCGCCCAGAGCUACCUGCUGUUUCCAAAUCCAGACCUCAUUCAUGUAAUAACUUGAUCAAACUGAUGCAAAAAUGUUGGCAGGAUGAUCCUGGUGAACGGCCAACGUUUCAAGAAAUUACUUCAGAAACAGAGACACUUUGUGAAAAACCAGAAGAUGAAACAAAGGAAAUGAUAGCUGAGGACUUGGACACCAAGAGUUCGCCAAAGCAGCGAUCUGAGGGGAUGUCUGCACUAUCCCAGCCGAAACAGGAGCCUGUUCUAGCAUCAGUUAAGGAUUACAGUCUAUCAGAAUUGUUGUCCCAGCUGGAUUCAGGGAUUUCACAGACUAUGGAAGGCCCUGAGGAUCUCAGCCGCAGUUCUUCUGAAUCCAAACUUGCUGCCAGCGACAAGCGGCUUUCAGGAGUUUCAUCUGUAGAUUCAGCUUUUUCAUCCAGAGGCUCCCUUUCCCUUUCUUUUGAAAGAGAGAGUUCAGAUAUUGGUACUACAGACAUACAGAAAAGGAAGCUAACGGAGGCCAUUUUAGCUGGAGACACGAGCAAGCUGAUGAAGAUCCUCCAGCCUCAAGACGUUGAUAUUGUUUUGGAUGGGAACUGCAGUCUUUUGCACUUAGCUGUAGAAGCUGGUCAAGAAGAAUGUGUCAAAUGGCUCCUCCUCUACAAUGCUAAUCCAAACCUCACCAACAAGAAGGGAUCCACCCCUCUUCACAUAGCCAUUGAGAAGAAAAUAAAAAGCAUUGUGGAGCUGCUUAUGGCAAGGAAAAUCAAUGUUAAUGCCAAAGAUGAGGAUCAGUGGACUGCUCUUCACUUUGCCGCCCAAAACGGGGAUGACUUCAGCACCAAAAUGCUGCUUGAUAAGAAUGCAUCCUUGAAUGAGGUAGAUUUUGAAGGCAGAGCUCCCAUCCACAUAGCCUGUCAGUAUGGCCAGGAGAAUAUUGUGCGGAUUCUGCUGAGAAGAGGCGUUAAUGUGAACAUCAAAGGAAAGGAUGACUGGGUGCCACUGCACUAUGCUGCCUGGCAAGGUCAUCUUCCCAUCGUAAAGCUUCUAGCCAAACAGCCAGGUGCAAAUGUAAAUGUGCAGACCGUGGAUGGAAGGACCUCGCUACACUUGGCUGCUCAGCGAGGUCACUACCGUGUCGCUCGCCUACUCAUAGACCUGGAGUCAGAUGUCAACGUACCGAAUGUGCUCUCGCAGACUGCUCUCCACAUAGCUGCUGAAACUGGCCACACAAGCACAUCAAGGCUGCUCCUUAAACAUGGCGCAGACAUUGAGGCAGCAACUGCGGAAGGAUGUACUGCUCUGCACUUGGCAUCUCGCAACGGCCAUUUGGCAACAACGAAGUUGCUGAUGGAUGAAGGGGCCAAUGUUUUUGCCAGAGGCCCAUUAAAUAGGACAGCAUUGCAUCUUGCUGCAGAAAACGGGCACUCUGAAGUAGUAGAAGAACUUGUCAGUUCAGGAAACAUCAAUGUUUCUGACGAUGAGGGGUUGACAGCUCUUCAUCUGGCUGCAAGAGGAGGGCACACAAAAACAGUUGAGGUUCUUUUAAAGCAUGGGGCACUCACUGAUCUGCAAAGGCCCACAUUUCAGACCCUGCUCCGGCUUACUCAGCAGAGCAGCAGUAGCUCAGUUACUGUGUUGUUAAGUGAGACUUAACCAAAAGAUACAGUACUUGCUACCUUUCUGCCUGGUGCGAGAAGGUUGCUGGAACUUGAUUCACAAGAGCCUUGUCCAGCUGUGCAGUGACCUGCUCGCCAGCAGCGUCAGCAGAUGGACUGAGGGGCGGCCAGCAAGGAGCUACUCAUGUUCAAGUGUGUGAGAGGGAGCACGUGGACUAAAGCCAAAUGUAAGGUUAAGAGCUGGAGCCCACCACACUGUGGUCUGGAUCAUCCACUCUGCGUGUGCCUGCCCCACUUGUAUAGUGAUAUUCCCCUCCCACGAUGUUGUGAGAAAGGGUUCCCCUUGCCUUUUUUUUUUUUUUUUUUUGGACAAACUAAUUUAAGAACUAACAUUCUGAUUUUCCUCAGAAAAAGGAUGGAUUAGGUUCCUGGUUUAUUGCAGUGAUCUGUAUUUUGGGCUCGAAGCCUCCGCAGUAAAAUAAACCCAACACAAAUCUACUGGAAAUGAAUGCAAGAGGUGAAGAAAGAGCUAUUCAAGAUACUGUUAAUCAUAAACCCUGGCUAAGUUUCAUUUUCAGAAGGUAUUCUGUUUAAUGGAGACACUGAUUAUAGUUUUCCAUGUAAUCAAGAUGACUGAGGCAGACUGUCAUUAACAAGAAAGGAUCCCGAAAUUACACAAGCAGAAGUAAAAGCUUAACACUGAUCUCUUCAUAUGCAGUACCAUCUUCUAUCCAUUUUAAGAUCAGUAAGCUGAAGUAUGUGCUUAGUGGUUAAAAAAAAAAAAAAAGAAAAUUCAUACUGGACUUUAACUGGAUGGUAUAUUCUAACACCAUUUUAUCUAUUUGCAAAGUGAUGUUUGUAGGGACAUGUUAGAGAACCAUACCAGCCACGCCACAGUACAUGUCCUGGGAGAAUGAACUGUGUGUUGCCUAGACUGAUAUACUGUGUAUAUAGUAUUUCCACCUGUUGUAUGCUUUUUUUCUACUGAAGAAAAUAGAUUGUUUAGAGUGGGUAUGUUUUAAUACACCUUUUAAUUUCACUCUUGUCAAAGUUCAAAUGUGGCACAUUAUUAAUAAAAUAUUGUGUCCCAUACA
Molecule: messenger RNA, 3519 nt
Organism: Numida meleagris (helmeted guineafowl)
Lineage: Eukaryota; Metazoa; Chordata; Aves; Galliformes; Numididae
Gene: RIPK4
Product: receptor interacting serine/threonine kinase 4
Exons: 8
Coding region: 93-2462 (789 amino acids)
Biological process (GO): protein phosphorylation
Molecular function (GO): protein binding; protein kinase activity; ATP binding
Source: RefSeq, a predicted model, not a curated record